Lymnaea stagnalis (great pond snail) is the source of this 1191-nucleotide messenger RNA. The record is from the annotation of a GenBank genome assembly. NCBI's taxonomy places the organism in Eukaryota, Metazoa, Mollusca, Gastropoda, Lymnaeidae.
GUACCAGGCUCAUUUCCUUUUCCAUUCACACCUUAUGAUAUCCAGAAAGAUUUUAUGAGAAAUUUAUAUGAAUGCCUGGAAGCUAAAAAGAUUGGAGUAUUUGAAAGUCCUACAGGAACUGUGAGUAUUCAGGUGUUGUCAAAUCUCUUCUGUGCUCUAUAUAUACUGAAAUAAAGCAGACUGUGGCCGAUAUUCUCAGUGUUUAAUGAAAACAAAUGGUUUAAGUUUAAGUAGUUAAGUUAUAUUUAUGUUCAGGUAAAUUAAUUUUAUAUAUUACUCUAAUAUUGUUUAUGAUUAUGAGAUUAUUUGAAUUAUAUUUAUUUGUUUAGGGUAAAUCACUCAGCAUAAUAUGUGGUGCCCUGAGGUGGUUGAAAGAUUUACAAGAGAAACAAAGGAAAGAACUUGAAAACUUAAAACAGCUUGCCUGGUUGGUUCUCUUUUUUUUUCUACAAGAUCUUACCAAGUUAGAGUUGAUGUUUUACAUACUUUUCUUUUGCAAAAAUCUUAAUUUAAAAUAUGCCAUAUUAGUAUCAAGUUAUAAAUUGUAAAACUAGCUAAACAUUCGUUGUAACAAGAUUUAAAGAAUCAAAAGCAUAUAAUUUUCUUCCUUUGUGGUAAUAGUUUUUAGCAAGGCUGUGAAGUCAGAAAGUUUUGCUGGAGUUCAAAUUUAAAUCCUGAUGAAAUGUUAUCCACUCCACAGCCCUUAGUUACUGCUGUAGGUUUUAUUGAUAUUUUAUAAGUUUGUUUAUUUAUGUUGUUUCAGUGAGACAGUUGCCAAACCUGCUCAGGCUAAUGACAAGAAAGGUUUUUAUGAUUUUGCUACUAUUACUACUAUAUUUAACCUCUAUAUUUUAUUAUUUUUAAAAUAAACAGGCAGCCUGAACUCUCCAUAUGGAACUUGUUUUGUGAUAACCGUUUUCAUUUUUCAUUACAGAGUUGGAUUGGAUACAGGAGUUUUCUCACAAGCUGGAGCAGAAUGAGAAGCUGAGUAAAAUUAAGGUGAAGGUAAAAUUCAAUGUUUUAAUAAUGCUUGUCUGAGUUGUCUUAACUUAUGUAUCCAAAACAUUCUUAUAAGAUCCGGGGAAGGAGGUGAGUAUUUUACCAUUAUAAGGCACACAAAAAAUGUGGAUUGUUUUGUUUGUCAAAGACAGAUUUAAGGAGAAUUUUGAACUAUUUUAUGUUGGUCACAGG